Molecule: messenger RNA, 2001 nt
Organism: Python bivittatus (Burmese python)
Lineage: Eukaryota; Metazoa; Chordata; Lepidosauria; Squamata; Pythonidae
Source: RefSeq, a predicted model, not a curated record
AAUGAGUGCCUUGCCUGCCAGCCCCAUCGCCCUGGACUACCUGGACGACUUCGACCUGCUGAAGUUCGAAGUGAAGCAGGAGGUGCCCAGGCCGGAGAGUAGCUCCUCUGUCAGCUCCACCCCCUGCAGCUCCGUGCCCCCCUCACCCACCUUUGACAAAGUGGGGGACCCUAAGUCCUCACUGGAAGAGCUGUACUGGAUGGCGACACUGCACCAUUCGUUGGCGGCCGCAGCCACGGGCACCAGUCCAGAAACCCAUUUGAUGCCAGGGCUGGACGAGGCAGUGGAGGCGUUCUUGGGUGUCCCCAUGGCAGAAGGGGGUCUCCGAAGCAACAUGACCCCCCAGCUGCAGGGGUUUUUAGGAUCCGCCGAGAGCUUUGGUGCAGAGCAACAACAGCUUCCUCAUUUCCAGCUUCCCCGGCUUUCCGACCGCUUCUCUGAUGCCCAGCUGGUCUCCAUGUCGGUGCGGGACCUCAACCGGCAGCUUCGCGGCUUCGGGAAGGACGAGGUGCAGCGGCUGAAGCAGAAGCGACGUACCCUCAAGAACCGUGGUUAUGCCCAGUCCUGCCGUUUCAAACGGGUCCAGCAGCGCCACAUCCUGGAAGCCGAGAAGUCCCAGCUGGCUCAGCAACUCGAGUCUCUGCGGGUGGAGGUGGCCCGGUUGGUCCACGAGCGAGACAUCUACAAGGCCCGGUGUCAGAAGCUGCUGAGCGAGGCUGCCGGGGGGCAUUGUGGGGAGGGGGCCAAGCCCCCCGUUGCUCAGGCUCCCUCAAUGGUGCAGUUUUUUCUAUGAGCACCCCUGGACUUCCCUCCGUAUACAUCAAACUGUGGGAGCUGUGCAGGAGAUGAACUUGCCAAGAAGCUGUUUCCCUCUUUAGGGCCACCAGAGGGGGACACUGGGCAUAGCUCCUUAAGAGGUAGUCCCCUUUUCCACCACCCGAUGGUGCAAAAGAGUCUUGACCAUCUAGGCAUGUUGAGGGCAGGUAUGUUUACAUGCAAAGCUUUGGGGAUUGAAAGCGGGCAUGAUGCUCCUCUCAAAGGCUCCUGGGAGUUGUAGUUUUGUGAGGGUGCUGCCAGUAAUUCCAUCUUCCACUCCAGGAACUACAGCACCCAGGGUUCCCCGUGGCCUGAUUCCUCAGUCUAGUGAAGUCUAUGGUGCAAAUAAGGCUGGUCCUCUUGGGCUUGUUGAGAAACGUGUUUUGCCAUCAUUCUGCUCCCCAAAGGAAAGAGGGAGGCAGAGAGAGAGGGAAGCUGAAAGCAAUGCUUCCAGACUCUCCCCAGAGCAAGAAUUUGGUGGGCAACGGAGUCACUGCAAGAACCGGGCCAGGGCAAAUGAGGUGGCUUCAGAAAGUUUGGGAAUCCCUGCUGCCCAGUUUUUAGGUACAAAAUUUGCUUUGCCCCAUACGGAAGGGGUUUUAGGAGGGGAAGGGAUGCGCAGCAGGGAUUCUCAAUUUCCGGAGCCACUAGGUGCAACGUGGAGGCCAUAUUGAAGCCUGGAGGGUGCCACGGAGGGAGGGGCUUGCCCCUUCUUGAAAUGGCUGCCUUAUUGGUGAGGCCAGACCUAAAACGAUCAGUGGGUCAAGGAGCCCAAAAGACCCAAAGGCAGUGUUGGAGAUGCCACUGUCAAAAACAUGCAUUACAUUUUCCUGUUUGGGAGUGAGAGUUGUGUGGGGGAAAAUAAAUCUUUUAAGCAUCCCCAGCCUGAUCCUCUUCAGUCGCAUUUUGAGAGUGCAACUCCCAGAAUCCCUAGCCAGGAUCCCAGAAUCCCUAGCAAGCUGGCUAAGCGUUCUGGGAGUUGCGGUCUCCGGCUGGAGGAAGGCUGAGCUAACAGCAGUGUUGGGAUUGGACAGGGUUGUCGUGGACCUGUCUGGGGAUUUGGCCAGUUUUGUGGGAGAAAAAGUGUGCGAAAAGGGCAGCUUCGAGAUGUUUUUGUUGCAAAAGGAGACACACGGUCACCCGUUAGCUCGUGUCAAUAAAAACCAGAGUACUUUUACAACUGCC